Suillus plorans is the source of this 1491-nucleotide messenger RNA. RefSeq names its product multidrug resistance protein 4. Gene Ontology annotation, molecular function: transmembrane transporter activity. Gene Ontology annotation, biological process: transmembrane transport. Lineage: Eukaryota; Fungi; Basidiomycota; Agaricomycetes; Boletales; Suillaceae. The transcript is spliced from 12 exons. The coding region runs from base 1 to 1491 and encodes 496 amino acids. The record is from RefSeq and is a predicted model, not a curated record.
AUGCACCCAUCAGAUCAAAAUGAUUCGAACGACCGUCAUGUUCAACAGCUUCAUGUCCAUUCUGCCAUCCCAGACGACAACCUUCAGCAUGAAAUUCAGGGAAAACUUGAACAGCCAGAGGAUGAAUGGCAUCACGACCCAGUCAACCCCAGAAAUUGGUCUCCUGCAAAGAAAUGGACAACUACUGCAAUCGUUGGGCUAUACACUUUUGUCACUCCGUUAGCAAGUUCUAUCAUGGCACCUGGUCUGCCAGAUCUGGCUACAAAAUUCAAUAUAACCAAUCCAACAGUCACAGCGUUGACUCUAAGUAUCUUCCUCCUGUCGUUUGCUAUCGGUCCUUUAUUUGCUGCGCCCUUGUCCGAAGUAUACGGCCGUUUGUGGGUGCUUCACUUGGCGAAUCUCUUCUUCCUCGUGUUCAAUCUCGGCUGCGCAUUAUCACGUAACACUACAUCUUUCAUCGUCUUUCGGUUUCUAGCUGGUUUCGUGGGGGGUACGCCCGUAGCAUGCGGCGGAGGCGUCGUUAGUGACCUCUUCUCCGAAAACGAUCGUGCUUCCGCUAUGGCACUGUACUUUUUAGGACCCUUGAUAGGUCCUGUGGUCGGGCCCGUCAUGGGAGGCUUUAUCGCAGAGUCAGUCGGAAUACAGAAUGUUUUCUAUGUCGUCGUCGCGAUCUGCGGUGUUGCUGCCGUACUCGGCAUUCUUCUCAUGAGAGAAUCUUAUGCGCCGGUUAUUCAGCUUCGCCGUGCAAAAAUAUUUCCAGAUCUCGAAAAGGCAGUUACAACACAUCCUGCUUUCGUCACAAACAAAUGGGCUUAUUUGUGGAUUAAUCUCAAACGACCCAUCAUAAUUAUGACUAGGAGUUUUAUAUGUUUCAUCCUGAGCUUAUACAUGGCUCUGAUAUACGGUAUCUACUACUUGAUGUUUACCACUUUCCCCGACCUCUUUACGACUGUGUACCACUUCAAUACUGGAACCGGAGGUCUACCGUAUAUCGGCAUUGGCGUUGGGUUCUUAUCUGGCGUCAUAUUUGGCUCGAGAAUAUGCAACAAGACAUAUUUAUACUUUGCUGCGCAAAAUGGAGGAAAGGGUAAGCCAGAGAUGCGCGUGCCUGUUCUGAUACUCGGCUCGUUUAUCGUCCCAGUGGGACUAUUUUGGUAUGGGUGGUCUGCCCAAGCUAAGGUCCAAUUCAUGAUGCCCAUCGUCGGCACCGCUAUCUUUGGAUUCGGCAUAAUGAUAGCUUCUCUCGCCAUUCAACUAUACCUGGUUGAUACAUUUACAUAUGCUGCAAGCGCCGUCGCAGCUGCUUCUAUGCUCCGCUCACUCCUCGGGUUCGCAUUUCCUCUCUUUGGACAGCAGAUGUUCGCUAGGCUUGGUUAUGGAGGGGGCAAUUCACUUCUUGCAGGUCUUGCCAUCGUCAUCGGUAUACCCUUCCCCGUUUGGAUAUAUUAUGCUGGUGAAAGUAUGCGUGCGAGGAGUUCUCUAACUCGUUGA